AUGAGUCAUACCGAUAUGGUCGUCAUUCCAAAUACUCCAACUCUGGUAGCCGAGGAGAAUGUCGAGAAGAUUCGAGCUGCAGCCGAAUUAGCGGCAAAAGAAGCUGCUCGAAUUCAUCGUGUAUCGUUGAGAGAGAAAAAAGAGGAGAAAAAGGAUCGACUUCCGGUUCAGGGUGAAAUGUUCGAAACCGACAAAGGUGAACAAAUCAUCCUCAAACAGAAGUUGGGAGAUGGUGCGAUGGGCCACGUGUUUUUGAUAUCCAAGGAUGGAAGGUAUGAUAAUCUGGAUUAGAAUUAGAGUUCUAAGCAAUUGAUUUUUAGAGCGAUGGCGGUGAAAACCGAAAAAUUCUCAACUGGAAUGUUGCCGAUGGAAAUCAAGGUGCUUCUUUCGACAAUGCGCGAGAAAUGCAAACAUUUUUGCAGAAUCCACGAUUAUGUUAGUCAAGUUUUACUUCUUUUUCCCAAUCUCUGAUUCAUUUCCAUCUUAUUUCAGGGAACAAUUCGUCGUGAGUAUAACUACAUGAUUAUAAGUUUAUUGGGAAGAGAUCUCUAUCGUCUGCGUUCCGAAAUGCCAACUCGAUCUUUCUCAAUCAGCACAACAACAAAAAUCGCGCUCGAAACCUUGGAAUCGAUUGAAGAACUUCAUAGCGUCGGAUAUCUCAGUCGUGACGUCAAACCAAGCAAUUUCGCGCCAGGAUUGCGCGAUUUCAAAGAACACAAGACGAUUUUCAUGUUUGAUUUUGGGUUAGCCAAAAAAUAUGUUGAUCGAGAACAUCGCAAAUUGAAAUCGCGUGGAGAAGUUGGAUGGAGAGGAACUGUGAGAUAUGGAAGUCUAAACGCGCAUAAAAGAUUGGACCUUGGAAGACGUGAUGACUUGGAAUGCUGGUUUUACAUGCUUGUUGAAAUGCAUGUUGGCGAACUUCCUUGGCGUUUUUUGACGGAUCGGACUGCUGUUGGUAAAGCGAAAAUCCACGCAAGAGAAGAAGGACGUCCAAACUUCUUUUUCAAAUUACCACAACAAUUCGAGACAAUUCUCAAAAUGAUUGACGGUUAUGCUUUCGAAACUCGUCCUGAAUAUCGGCAAAUGAAAAAGUUGAUCAAUGAGAUUCGUGUCGAGAAUCAAUGCUCAGAUCGUAUCAAAUGGGAUUGGCAAACUGACGAAUCGCAAUAUUCAGAACUCACUGAAGCGGUUUCAGUUAUGUCUGAUAUGGCAAUUCUAGCCGAACAAGGCGCAACCAAUGUUACCGAUCGUAAGUUUUCAGCCACCGUUUAACCCUAAAAAAUCCAACCUUUUUUGCAGGUAACCAAGGUUAA
Molecule: messenger RNA, 1313 nt
Organism: Caenorhabditis angaria
Lineage: Eukaryota; Metazoa; Nematoda; Chromadorea; Rhabditida; Rhabditidae
Source: the annotation of a GenBank genome assembly